Ruditapes philippinarum (Manila clam) is the source of this 867-nucleotide messenger RNA. RefSeq lists its product as uncharacterized. The record is from RefSeq and is a predicted model, not a curated record. The transcript has 5 exons. Bases 183 to 848 code for a protein of 221 amino acids. NCBI's taxonomy places the organism in Eukaryota, Metazoa, Mollusca, Bivalvia, Venerida, Veneridae.
AAGUUAUUGCAAGUUAAGUCUACGUUUAUUUCGCUUUUCCUUUGUGUGUUUCUUUAAAUGACGUAGUGACGUUAUUACGUUAUAAUAAUGACGUCGUUUAAACGUUUUUGCUAUGAUACAUGCCGAUAGAGCCGAAACCUAGAAAUGUUUGACGUACAGCAUUUUUAAGUGUUUGUGGGGAAAUGGACAUAAAGAUUGAUUCUACAAAAUUAGUUUGCGUUCAUUUGAAAGUACGGAAGUCCCUAUCAGCAUAUUCUGAGUAUCCCAGGGACUAUGUUGUUGGUGUAUCCAUUCUAGAUUCAACUGUUAAUAAAUUUUCCAGAAUACAGAGAUGUAAACCAAUCUGCUUUGACAGCUGGGUCCUAGAAAAAUGGGUUCAGAAGAAUACGCCUAUACAUUUUAAGUACGUUGUGAUUAGGUCAAGGACAUCUACUGUAGUUGAAAGUGAAACAAUACAAGUACAUAGAGCUUUUAUUGGCGUGGAACCCGUCCAAAUCGAGUGCACGUUCAAUGGAGAAAGAAUUAUCAUUCGAGAAGCGGAAGGAACAAGAGUAAAAGCGAAAAAAAGAUUAGCUAGAAACAUAUUAGCACAUAGAAGAAGAUUCGGUCAUGGCGGGGCGAAUCAAUGCACAUCAAGAUUCAGUCACAGGAAAACGGCAGAAAAUGAUAGGAAAUCUAAAAAAGGAAACUGGACGAGAUUUUUCAAACGCUUUGCUUUGUUGUCUGCUCCUUUGGCCUUGGUCGCAAUAGCUUUCUACAUGUACAAUUUUUCUGAACAGAUGAUUUCAAAUUUUUUUAAUGAAUUGAAUUCUGUAUAUGAUUAUGAGAUUGACCACAUUGAUUAUUAAACAAUUAUGACAAACCUUA